UUUGAUACAAAAUCUGAGGAACAACUUUUUAUGUUAAACCAAUUCGUUGAUAUAGUAGGAAAUUCUAUGUAUUCCAAACAUUUGAACAUUAAUAUUCUUGCUAUCAAAAUAAUGAACAUAUUAUGUAAUUUGAAACUCAAGUCCUUGAAUGAUGCUUUACCUGUUAUCGUGAAGCAAACAUUUGUUUUGAUAAAAACAUCAGACUCUACGAAUUCUGAGCUUGUACAAGCUUGCUUCAAGUUGCUUACAAUCAUAAUGUGUGUUUGUAAGCAAGCUGAAGUCAAAGAGAGUCAAUUAACUUUCUUAAUUAAUUUAAUUCGACCUGACCUUGAAGAACCUCAACGGCAAAGUACAACAUUCUCGUUAAUUAAAUCCAUAAUUUCACGUAAAUUUGUGGUUCCAGAGAUUUAUGAUUUAAUGCAAACAGUUUCUGAAAUAAUGAUUACAAGUCAAUCUUCACAAACACGUGAUCUUUCAAGACAACUUUUAUUUCAAUUCUUAAUGGAUUAUCCACAAGGACGUGGACGCCUUAAAAAUCAAGUAAACUUUUUAAUCAAAAAUCUCAAUUUUACCUUUGAGAGCGGUAGAAUGUCAGCUAUGGAGAUGCUGAACCUAAUAAUUACUAAAUUUGGAGAUGAAAUAUUAAUGGAGUAUGCCGAAAUGUUUUUCAUGGCUUUAGCUAUUUCUUUAGUUAAUGAUGAAUCUAACAAAUGUCGAGAAAUGACAGGUGUCUUGAUUAAGAUGUUAUUUAGGCGAAUGGAUGAACAACGAUUAAAAAAUACCUAUAUCCUGUUAGGUAAAUGGUUUGCUCAAGCUGAAAAAAAGAGUUUGAAACGAAUGGCAGUACAAAUUUAUGGACUUGUAAUUGAAGCUUUUGAUGAUAAAUUCAAGAAAUAUAUUCCAGAAUUAUUAAAUAUUUUAAAUAGUGCUCUUCAAUCAAGUUUACGAAUUAUGGAACAGUUAUCAAAUGAUACGAGCGAUCAUCAAGAAAAUGAUAUGUUGGUGGAUGUUGACUGGGAAAUCGGAUAUUAUGCACUAAAUACAUUCACUAAACUUAUUAAAGCUUUCCCAACUGUUAUUUAUCUUGAGGAAUGUAAAAACAUAUGGAUACUGGUUGAAAAGCAUAUCCUCCAUUCACAUUCCUGGAUAAGGCUUGCAUCAAGCCGACUUUUUGGAUUAUACUUUGCUAAUAUUAAUCCAGAAACUAUGAUUGCUACAGAAUCAAAUAAUGAAAGAAACGAUUAUUUGACAAAAGACCUGCUGAAAAAAUUGGCCACGUCAUUUUGUACACAAUUGAAAAGUGAACUUUUAGGACAAGAGCUUGCAACGCAAAUUGUGAAGAAUUUGUUUUUCAUUGGAAAAUGUUUUUAUUAUUUGUCACCCGAUGAAGAUGAGAUAGAUAAUUCAUUUGCAAGGUUCGCUUCAUCCAAUAACGAAGAGAUUGAUUGUCAGAGAACAAGCAUAUAUCAAUGGUUUGCCGCAAUGGUCACCUGCAUGUCACCAGAUGACUUAGCACCGUCUUAUCUCUUAUUUAUAAUCUCACCUAUAUAUCGUUUAAUAAACAGUGAGACAGCCAAAGGUCAAGAUAUAGAUAAUCUUAAACAAUUGGGAAAAGAAGUUCUUGAUUUACUACAGAAACGUGUUGGCACAACUCAAUAUCAUAACGCGUAUAAUAAAGUAAGACAGCAAGUGGCGGAUGUGAGAAGGGAAAGAAAACAUAAACGAGUUAUUAAGGCUAUUGUUGAUCCAGAAUCUGCAGCGAAACGAAAAAUACGAAAGAACGUGAUGAAAAAACAAAAUCGAAAAAGAAAAAAUGAAGAAUUUGCUAAACAAAAAUUGAGAUAUGGCGUAACUAAAAAAAGAAAGACUUCAAAUUAG
Dentiscutata erythropus is the source of this 1878-nucleotide messenger RNA. The record is from the annotation of a GenBank genome assembly. NCBI's taxonomy places the organism in Eukaryota, Fungi, Glomeromycota, Glomeromycetes, Diversisporales, Gigasporaceae.